AGCACACACACACACGCGAUGGCCGAAGCGAAGAGGCCAGAAGAGUUGCAUCGCCGCUUCUCGGGGGGCGGUGGCCGGAUAGCGGACUCCAGGUUACCCCCGCCGCUGAUUCCGGUGGACUUCGGGUACUGGAAACUUGCUCCAGCAGGGCUUGGUCUCCUGGGCCUGGGGGUGUACGCUGGCUUUCGUAAGCAGAUUAAGGCCGAUGCUGUAGGGGCUGAAGCUCUGGCUAAGCAAGGGCUUGAGCCGCUGCCUUUCAGCCCGCACCGGCUAGCCACGCGGGCGCUCAUGUACGGGACGGCGCUCUCCGUGGGCUGUUUCUCGGCGGGCGUGUUGGUCGUGGGUUACUCAAUGGGGGUUACAAACCUGAGAGAGUUCAACGACAAGAUGAAAGUCUGGGCGCCGGAGCAGAUGCACCGCCUGGGGUUUCGACAUCGUCCAGAAUACAUCAGAGAUCGCGAGGCCAUGCGGGGCAUGACGUACGACGAGGAAUGGGAAUAUGUGGACAGGUUGUUGGAGAAGGAAGAACCCGGGUUUGCUGGCGCGGACAGUGCGGAUUGCCCACCGGCGAAGAGCGAAGGCGGGGUCGUCCGGUAGCGACCAACCGCCAUGCUCGAGGGAGCGGCGGUGUGAAGGACACAAACACCCACCGGGAGGGUGGUGCUUGAAAGGGUGUACAGCGGUGGGGUGCAGAGAGGUAUUACUGUACUGUACUCCAUCCGAUGAGUACGGAAGCAACAAGAGGGCUUCCGCGGCGAUUCGUCGAUGCACGUUAUCAACAACAGCAGCGGCCCCCACCGAGUUGGAUCAAACCCUGACACCUGAGACGACGUAAGAAAGAGAGAUGUAGCAUUCGACUCUUCAAAAAAUGUUUCAGGUAGCAACGAACCUCCGAUGUUUACGGCGGGUUGUGUUCGGUGUGUCUCGCACAAGUAUGCACCAUAUGCAGGGAAAUCGACGGACGGAUUGAGUUCAGGUAGUAGAUUGAAAGCGGGCACGAAUAGUAUGGAAAGUUCAGCGUUCAGCGUAGGGUGAGGCAACGCGGGGUGAUGGAUAGGCUUUGUAAGGUCUGGUGUUUGGGGUGUCCCGUAAACCAGGUGAUUUGGAUAGCAACGCGCGCGCUUAUGCGUGCGACAAGACCUCCGAAGGAUUUUGACAGCUACAUUCUAAAUUCCAA
Molecule: messenger RNA, 1177 nt
Organism: Ectocarpus sp. CCAP 1310/34
Lineage: Eukaryota; Phaeophyceae; Ectocarpales; Ectocarpaceae
Source: the annotation of a GenBank genome assembly